Cetraspora pellucida is the source of this 381-nucleotide messenger RNA. The record is from the annotation of a GenBank genome assembly. Lineage: Eukaryota; Fungi; Glomeromycota; Glomeromycetes; Diversisporales; Gigasporaceae.
AUGUCUAAAAAUAUAUAUCAAAACCAGAAGAAUAAGACUAGAUCUGUCCCUAUCCUAGAAAAACCAGCCAACAUUCCUAGUGACUCAUCUGAAGCUUCUCAAUACUUACUUAAUUUCAAUGAUCAGAGCCUCACUAAGUUGCCUUCUAACAUUCCUGAAAUGAAUGAAGACAAUGGUGGCUUCUUCAAUAAAUAUAAAGAUGAGAAAAUAGAAGAAGUAGAAAGUUACCAUACUGAUGAAGCUAUGGCUGAUGAGAAAGACUUGUUUACUAACCUAUGGAGAAACAAGUACAGUUCUGCCAUUUAUUUAACAACUAUUAAGGAGUUUCCAACUGCUAAAAGAUCAAACAAACCUAAACUAACUUUUGAAAAAACUAUCUAA